UUUACAUUUAGUCUUUUCUAAAUCAAUAAACAAUUCUAAAUCCUAUUAUGAGCGAUAAUUAUAGAUGUAUGAAUGCUAUUCCAAAUCAAAGAUCAAUAGCAAGUGAAUUAUAUGACAUAUUAGAUUUUUGGUUUAAAUCUCAUGUAAAUGAAUAUUAUCAGGAAGAAAAAUUUGGUUAUAAAAGAGAAGAAAUUGACAUAGAGGAACGAGAGGAACGAAAAACUGAUGGAGAAAUAUCUUUUGAUUCCUCAAAAAUUAAAAGAAAAUUCAUACCAGUUCGUGCACCAAGUGUCGUUUGGCAAUAUUUUGAAAAAUUAUAUGAUGAUAAUGGCGUUCAUUCCCAAUCAAGAUGUAAUUUUUGUGGUAAAAAUUAUUCUGCAGGAUGUGCUACAUCUACCCUUAACUAUCACUGGGAAUGUAAACAUAAACAUUCAAAAGUUCAACCUGGAGGCACUAGAUCAAUUGAGAUGGCAUUUAAUAAUUCUGAAAAACAAGUAAAAUCGAAAGGCGGAGAACAUUUAGGAAGUUCUGAAAAAUGAGUAAAAUUGAAGGGCGAGAACAUUUAGGAGUUCAACCUUGGGUACUGGAUCAAUUGAGAUGGCAUUUAAUAAUUCUGAAAAACAAGUAAAAUCGAAGGGCGGAGAACAUUUAGAUUAUUUAAGUGGACUUACUAAUUGGGUAAUUUUAUUUAGAGAAGUGGAUAGUACAAAAAAAGAAGAAGUCCAAUAGUUUAUCAUUUCAUAAUGAAGUUGAAGAAUAUUUGGCAGUUUCUAUAGAAUCUCAAAGCGUAAAUCCCUGUGAAUGGUGGAAUACAAUAUCCAAUUUUAGCAAAGAUAGUUCGUGAUUAUAUUUGUAUAACUGCAACGUCAGUUCCCAGCGAACAAGCUUUUUCAAAAUCUGGAGAAUUGAUUAGCAAAAGAAAUAGAUUAGGUGAUCAUUCAAUAGAAGCCCGCAUGUGUUUAAAUUCUUGGAUAGCACUAUUA
Messenger RNA from Rhizophagus irregularis DAOM 181602=DAOM 197198, 983 nucleotides. Lineage: Eukaryota; Fungi; Glomeromycota; Glomeromycetes; Glomerales; Glomeraceae. The record is from RefSeq and is a predicted model, not a curated record.